Messenger RNA from Aspergillus alliaceus, 1664 nucleotides. It is a transcript of the gene erg10B, whose product is annotated as acetyl-CoA C-acetyltransferase. Lineage: Eukaryota; Fungi; Ascomycota; Eurotiomycetes; Eurotiales; Aspergillaceae. Gene Ontology annotation, molecular function: acetyl-CoA C-acetyltransferase activity. Gene Ontology annotation, biological process: ergosterol biosynthetic process; fatty acid beta-oxidation. The record is from RefSeq and is a predicted model, not a curated record. The transcript has 5 exons. The coding region runs from base 169 to 1368 and encodes 399 amino acids.
CUCAUAUUGCUCUCGUGUAAAAGAUACCGAAAUAUUCUCUCAGAUAAUUUUGCUUUUGGAAAGCUCUGCUCAACUACUGGGAUUCUCCCUUUACAGUGCUGCAAACUUAGGUUCACCUUACAAAAGCUUUGGCUCUAGGAGUAUUUCUAUUAGCUCUCAAGGUUCAAUAUGUCUUCUCUUCCGCCAGUCUACAUUGUGUCUUCUGCCCGUACCCCUGUGGGUUCUUUCUUGGGCUCUCUUUCAAGCCUAACUGCCCCACAGCUCGGUGCCCAUGCCAUCAAAGCUGCUCUCAACAAGGCGGAGGGAGUUAAGCCGUCGGAUGUUCAGGAGGUUUUCUUUGGUAAUGUCAUUUCCGCAAACGUUGGACAAAACCCUGCCAGACAAUGUGCUCUCAACGCUGGACUCGGAGAGUCGACUGUGUGUACCACGGUCAACAAGGUUUGCGCGUCUGGCUUGAAGGCGGUUAUUCUCGGUGCCCAGACUAUUAUGACUGGCAAUGCGGAUAUCGUCGUAGCGGGCGGUACGGAAUCUAUGUCGAAUGCUCCUCAUUAUCUUCCAAAUCUCCGCACUGGUGCGAAAUAUGGCCACCAGAGUCUAGUGGAUGGUAUAAUGAAGGAUGGCUUGACAGAUGCAGGCAAGCAGGAGCUUAUGGGCCUACAAGCCGAGGAAUGUGCUCAAGAUCAUGGUUUUACCAGGGAACAGCAGGACGAAUAUGCUAUUCGUACUUACGAAAAAGCACAGGCGGCCCAGAAGGCUGGUCUUUUCGACGAUGAAAUUGCGCCUAUUGAACUUCCUGGGUUCAGGGGCAAGCCAGGUGUGACUGUGGCACAAGAUGAAGAGCCCAAGAAUCUCAAUCCCGAUAAGCUCCGAGCUAUCAAGCCUGCAUUUAUCCCCGGCUCCGGCACAGUGACAGCCCCCAAUUCCUCGCCCCUCAAUGAUGGUGCUGCUGCUGUGGUCCUGGUUUCGGAGGCUAAACUGAGAGAGCUUAACUUGAAACCUGUCGCGAAGAUCCUUGGCUGGGGAGAUGCCGCCCAGCAACCGAGCAAGUUCACGACUGCCCCAACGCUAGCAAUUCCCAAGGCUCUCAGCCAUGCUGGUGUGACUCAAGACGCUGUUGAUGCCUUCGAAAUUAACGAAGCAUUCAGCGUGGUUUCUCUAGCCAACAUGAAGCUUCUGGGGCUAACAGAAGACAAAGUCAAUAUUCAUGGUGGUGCAGUGGCAAUUGGCCAUCCUAUCGGCGCCAGCGGUGCUCGUAUUUUGACUACGCUGCUUGGUGUCUUGAAGGCGAAAAAGGGUAAGAUUGGUUGCGCUGGAAUUUGCAACGGUGGAGGUGGCGCCAGCGCUAUUGUUGUCGAAUCUCUCGUUUGAGUUAAAGGGAAUUGCCCCUAAUUGUCGUCACAGCGCAGAAAUACUUUGAACCAGCAGAAUACUAAAGACAGACCCUGGAUUGCAUAGAAUUGUUCUCGUUCCUAUGAGCUGCGGUAUAAACUUAAGGUUAAUGCUCCUUAUGGCACCGUCCCUACAAUGCCAGAAGUUUCUUGAGGAAAUCAACGCACUCCCUCCGAUUAAUUCAGCAGUACAACCUCAUAGGUAAAUGAAUAUGGAGUACGUUUUCAUCAUAAUAAGCUCGGGGGCAUUUAUAUAAAGGACUCUUCAAAUCCUAC